Messenger RNA from Candidozyma auris, 1593 nucleotides. RefSeq lists its product as uncharacterized. The transcript has a single exon. Lineage: Eukaryota; Fungi; Ascomycota; Pichiomycetes; Serinales; Metschnikowiaceae. Gene Ontology annotation, biological process: biosynthetic process. Bases 1 to 1593 code for a protein of 530 amino acids. The record is from RefSeq and is a predicted model, not a curated record. Gene Ontology annotation, molecular function: pyridoxal phosphate binding.
AUGGACCCUUACGGCUCAGACAGCGAGUCUGUUUCCGAAUUCGAGCGUCUCGAAUCGACCCUCCCGCAACCGCUUCGGCGCUCAGCAUCGUCCCUUUUGGAGAAACUCACCAAUGGCUCUCAGACGCACUUGCUGAAUCUUCACUUGGACUCGCCCACCCCUCGUGUUCCUCACCAUGCAACUCCUCUGAACUCCUUGGGAGGCCAGCAGCGUGUUCAUCAUCAGAAUUUGCUUCGAAAACUCUCGAUGUCGGAGAAUGGCAGAGAAAGCUCGCCUAUUCCAGUUCCCAGACCUGCCUUCAACGAGGAGAUCCACAAACCGGCCAUGAACACGAAACAGUCUUCAACAGGUGUGUUGUGGGUCACAGAGAGGGCUAAUGAGUACGGCUUCAAGGGCAACGGCGACGACUCGUGGGCCAAUUUGGGCCAGGGUGCUCCAGAACAUGGCGAUACGAUCCCUGGUUCUUUCAAACGCCCUAAGCUGAUAGAAGUUCCCGACAUCAGCAGAGAGUAUGCGCCCACUGCAGGCGUCAGAGAGCUUCGUGAGGCCGUGGCAAACUUGUAUAAUUCCCUCUAUCGUGAAGGGAAGGAGUCUAAGUAUACUUACAAGAACGUGUGUAUUGUGCCUGGCGGCAGAGCAGGCUUGAUCAGAAUCGCCUCGAUCAUCAGCGAUUGUUACUUGUCGUUCUUUCUUCCCGACUACACUGCCUACGCAGAGAUGCUUUCGCUUUUCAAGAACUUCUCCCCCAUUCCAGUGCCAUUAGACGAGGUGGACAACUAUGAGAUGCACUUGAACCACAUCGAUCUCGAGUUGAAGCGUGGUGUUUCUGCAUUUCUCACCUCGAACCCUAGAAACCCCACUGGCAGGUGUAUGACACCCGACCAGUUGAGAAGACUCCAUAAAAUUUGUAGAGAAAAGUGCCUUUUGAUCAUGGACGAAUUCUACUCGCACUACUACUACGACGAUGGGUGCACGGGGUCGUCGAUUUCCUCGGCUCAGUACGUCAAGGAUGUCAACAAAGACCCAGUAUUGAUCUUGAACGGGCUCACCAAGGCAUUCAGGUUGCCUGGAUGGCGUAUAUGCUGGAUCUUAGGUCCUGAAGAGUACAUCAACGCCUUGAGUUCCGCUGGGUCGUAUUUGGAUGGUGGCUCCAAUGCUCCCUUCCAAUACGCAGCCAUCGAUUUCUUGAAGCCAUUGGCGGUCAAGGCUGAGAUGAAGGCCCUUCAGUUGCAUUUCAAGAUGAAGAGAGACUACAUCAUCAAUCGUCUAAGUGCCAUGGGGUUCCCAUUUAGCGAAAAGAACAUUCCUAACUCGACUUUUUACUUGUGGCUCAAUCUCUCGCACUUGCCAGGAAAGCUUAGCAACUGUUUGGGUUUCUUCCAUGAGUGCCUCCAUGAGAAGGUGAUCGUUGUGCCUGGCUUUUUCUUCUUAAUCAACCCUCAGAACUUGAGUAGACUAGAGGACGUGAUCUGGUACAAUUAUGUGCGUAUCAGUUAUGGACCUGAGUUGCCUCAAUUAGAGAAAGGCAUGGAUGGGGUCGAGCGUAUUCUUCGUCGUUUCAACGCCUUGCCCGCCAAUUACGACACUAAGUGA